Molecule: messenger RNA, 3181 nt
Organism: Tachysurus fulvidraco (yellow catfish)
Lineage: Eukaryota; Metazoa; Chordata; Actinopteri; Siluriformes; Bagridae
Product: transmembrane protein 132D
Exons: 5
Coding region: 145-2175 (676 amino acids)
Source: RefSeq, a predicted model, not a curated record
AUAACAUGCUUCGAUAAUACAGUAUAUAUUCUUCCACCCAACCUGGGGCUUCACACUAUUAUUAAUAUUUUUUAAUUCAAAUUAAUUUAUGUGUUUGUUUCCCAGAACUCAGACAUCCUCAACACAGCGGUGCUGAACGGUAAGAUGGUGUCUGUGCCAGUGAAGGUGUUGGGAGUGGAGACAGACGGCUCCGUCAGUGACAUUACUAACUCGACUCGCUGCUCAUCCACAGACGAAGACACUCUUAAGGUGUCUGAGAGGUGCGACUAUGUCUAUGUGAACGGGAAGGAGAUGAGAGGAAGGGUGAGGAUGAUGCUGAACUUCACUUACAGCUACCUGAGCACCCAGCUGGAGGUGAGUGUAUGGAUGCCUCGCCUUCCACUGCAGAUCGACAUGGCUGAUCCUGAGCUCAGCCAGAUCAAAGGAUGGAGGGUCCAAGUUUCCACAGCCAGCCAGAAACCGAGUUGGGAUAGUGAAGAGGAUGAUGAGAAGAAGGUAAGAGGAUGCAUAGUGCAGUAUCAGCACAGCCAAAUACAAGUACUCACAGCCUUCACAGCAGAGGUGUCGAACUCAAGCGCUUCCUCUCCUGAGCACUUCCUGGGUCCUGAGUGGCUGGUGGAUGUGACUUGGCUGGUCCGGUACUCUCUGAAGGUUGGGAACACAAGCAUUGCUCAGCUGCACAGAGCAACUGUCCUCAGUGGCAGAGCUCCUGGAGUCACCACUGUCCAGGUGAUGUCCCCCUUGUCCGACUCCAUCCUGGGGGAGAGGAAAGUGCAAGUGCUGGAUGAUAAAGUGAGCAUCACAGAUCUCAGUGUGCAGCUGGUGUCAAACCUCUCUCUGUCAUUUCAGCCCAGUCCGGGCAGCAACAGGGCCAUCACAGCCAUGGUCACCACUCAGGACACCAUGCACAACCCCAAACAGGAGGCAGUUGUUGCAUGUUGGCUGCACUUCAGUGAUGGCUCCUGGGCUCAUCUCAACUUGUUUGAUCCCACCAGCUAUAAGCUCACAGUCUCCUCACUGGAUAACAGUGUGGUGUCUGUAAGAAAAGUCCCAGGCCAUGUCAUGGUGGCCGAGUCAGAGGGAUGGGGCGUGCUGAUCAGAGCUGAGCUUGCCAUCUGUGAAGCCUGUCAGAAGUCCAGACGCAAGAGCAAGCUUAUUGUUGGUGCUGGCAAUGUGACGGUCAAAUUCCUUUCGUCUGAGAACAGAAGGACUCAAACCAAAGCCAAAUUGAUCCUGACCCCCUUUCAAGGUCUCAUCAGGAGGGACAUAAUCACUGGAAUACAAGAGGGCACCAUAAGAAAUAUCUCUGCAACAUCAGCCAAGUCCAGGCUGCAAGAGGCAAUAGGAGGGGAUCUCUCUACCAUCAGGGUGAUUAGCAGCAUCAAGGGUAUGACCGCUACAAAGCCUGACACUCAAAAUGGUCUUAGUACAGUCAAUCCAGUUAAAAUUUUGACAACGAUUUCAGACUUACCACCUGAACCCAAACAGGAAGUGCCUAAACAUGAGCAAGAUUUAGUGUGGACAUUUGGCAUCUUUACACAUGUUGAGAUCUGCAUUUACCUGUUCCUAGGAUUAUCCUGCUUGUCAAUUAUUAUCUUCCUGAUUAACUGUUACACUCCGAAUGCAAGGUUGCAUGGUAGGAAAUCACCUGUGCAGUGCCAAUGUCCAAAUGAGCACACACAUCACUGGGUGCGCCUGGGCAUGGCUACAGAACAAUCUGAUGCCAUACCAAUUGAAACCACAGACAACCACCAUCAAAAGGUGCCAUGUACAACAGAAGAAAGUACAAAACCUGCUAUGCAGCACUCCACAGAAAGGAUUGCAACCCUGGGUAGAAAGUGCAACACUCUGCCUCUGAGAACCAAUCCUGUGGCACUCAAAUCAGCUGGUCCACUUGCAAAGCCAACAAGGGAUGAACCACUGCACUCCCCAACUAGCAAGAGGAACCAGGUUCAGUUUACAACCUUCACCACUCUUGACAUCAAGCACUUGGCAGCACUCAAGAGAAAUUGGUUGGAAGUUAGCUGGACCAACCAAGGAUCAAAUCCUGCAGCUAAUCAGGGAGAACAGGCCAAUGUCAACAGAGCAGAGAGUCAAAGCAUAGAGCGCCCUGAACCUGAAGGUCUUUCUGAAAUUCCUUGGCCAGUGGUAAAAGCAUUGGUACAGGGAAAAUGAACAUACAUACAAUAUUUUGUGCAUAUAUUUGUCCACAAUCAAAAACUUAUUUUAAAGAUUCUGCUUCAAAUCAACCAAAAGUCAUAUGUUAUCUACAAACGUUGCUUCUUUAGCUUUGUACUGGAGCUACGAUGCCUAUGUAGGCAAAACUCCUUUACCUAUUAUGCUGUAAUGAUGUUAUAUUGUUGCACUUAACAUUACAUUUGUGCAAUUAAAACUUUACACUGAUUAUUUCAUUCAAACGGUUAGGAUUUUACACCAUUAUAUUUCUGUUAUAUUAUCAUGCUAUUACACUGUCAUGUACUACAAACUAAGCAUGACUGGUUAACUCCAUUCUCAUGCUAACUUUAGCUAUAUGUAAUCUGUGGAAUUUUGGGUAUGAAAUGAUGUACACGGUCAGCAACAAUAGGCAGUGAGAUUCAAAUGUUUAUUGAUUGGUAUUAAUGGGUACAAAUUGUGCAAAGAAAACAUUUUCCACACCAUAUUCAGUCUGAAGUCUGGCUAGAUUUGGCUGGAUGUUUCGUCUUCGUACUGAUCUGUCUGUUGUGAUUGAAAUUAAAUGCUAAGAUCAGACCGACUGGCACCGACAAUCAUUCAAAAUAAAUAAAUAAAUGGAUUGGUAAUCAAGAGUGGUAAUCAAUUAAAUUAUUCCUAAUUAACCCCAAAUAAAGAUCUGCUGUUUCUGUUGGAUUUUUUCAUCCACCUGCUGAAGCCAUGAUCUUGCAUACUAUAAUUCUUUUGCCCCAAAACAUUAGAAGUACCCUAAAACACAGAAAAAGACUUAAUCAAGACACAGAGAAAACAGAACACCACACUAACAUCAUCAACAUCACCAAGUACAGGACGUUCAUUCAAAAUUCAUACAAUUCACAAUCACAAAUUCAUAAUGCCAAGACAUUCAACAGCAGCAUUAAAGAACUGCAGGAAUAUCGGACAUAUACUGGACAUCGGACAUAUACUGAUUACUCUCUGUAUAUGACAAGAAUCUCUUGUCAUAUACAUAUUC